AUGUUAAAGAAGGUGUUGGAAGAUUUGAUUGGUAAACCGAUUGAACAAAAGUUUGAAGAGAUAGAACUUGCGGAAGUUAGAGCAAGACGUGAAACUGAAAUGGAAGCUGGAAUGAAAGAUAAGGGUAAGGGUGUUCCAGUUGAAGAUGAUGUUCACAUGUCUGAAAGAGAAAUUGUUCUGACUGAACCAAAAUCUCCAUCAAAAGUUCCAGAAUCGUCUAUUCUAGAUCCUUGUCCAUUAACUUCAGUAUCUGGUAUGAUCGAAGAUGAUGAAGAAGACGAGGAUGAUAAUCUGAAAGAUGAUGCAGAUGAAGUAUAUUCUGUUAAUAGUGAUAAUGAUGAUGAUGAUGGAAAUGAUGAUGUUGAUCAAGGUAAUUCUGGUAUAAAAGUAACUGAGGCGUCACAAGAAGAAAAUAUUGAUGAGUAUCUUCAAGACAAUGCAACUGAAGAACCAGAAAAUGCAGGAGGAAAGGGGGAGCAUGAUGAUGUUGAAAAAGUUGAUGAGAAUGUUGAUCAGGGUACAGGUUUGAUUCUACAUCUUGAACAUGAUGUAGAGGAAGGUGGGAUCUUGCAUACUUACACUAGAGAUGAGAUCAUUAAGAUGAUGCAUGUUGAAGAAAGUGAGUUUAAUUUCGAUUUUGAAGAGGAAUUGAACGAGUUUGAUAUCAAUCAUCAACCUGCAUAUCAGUACAAGUAUGUUGAAGAGGCUGAUAAUUAUGAUAAAGUGGAAGUAGAAGACUGGAGCGAUGAUGAUCAGUCUGAGAAUGUUAAUGUUAAUACUUCUAGCUUUCCAACUCUUGCCGAGUUAUUCAGUCAAGCAAAUGAGGGUGAGUUAAGAAGAAAAGUGGCUGAAAGUGUUAAGAAUAAAAGUUUUAAAGAAAUGUCAAAAGAAGAACAACGUGAAGAACGAAAGAAGUGGUUCAGGAAGGAUACAGAAAGAAAAUUCAAAAGACCACUACAGUAUUACAGAAGGGAUAGAGAUGUUUCUCUGGGUGAUAUCAUAAGCUGGGGUUACUUGCCACAAGUCAACGCUUAUGCUAUUAGAAGAGAAUUUGGUGUUCAAUAUUUCCAAUAUAUUCAAGAUAUAAUGUCUCUACAUUGGUGGGAUGUCACGGCCCCUGACCCGGUUUGA
Molecule: messenger RNA, 1131 nt
Organism: Helianthus annuus (common sunflower)
Lineage: Eukaryota; Viridiplantae; Streptophyta; Magnoliopsida; Asterales; Asteraceae
Product: protein PFC0760c-like
Exons: 1
Coding region: 1-1131 (376 amino acids)
Source: RefSeq, a predicted model, not a curated record